GGUUUCCGAAUGUUUAUAUCCACAAUUCAGUAUAAUUAAACACAAACUCAUAAUCAAUAAUAUUUAUAAAGAUAACGCCCAGAAUUCGGGCGACACUAAUAAUACAAUCUUAUCAACGUGAAACCCGAUAAAAACUUUGUUGGUACAGAAAUAUAUUCAGUAACAAAUCAUACCGGAUAUACGGUAAGUAACAUUUUCGUGAAAAUGAAACAAUAUCUCGUGUUCCAGAUUGUUCUUCUCGCAUUUGUGGCCAUGGCUGCAGCACAGGGUGUGCAUAUUGUCGACAACAAUCCUUCCCAUGUGCAUGUAGUUGACAACAAUCCAAGUCAUGUUCACGUUGUUGACAACAAUCCAAGUCACGUUCAAGUAGUCGACCACAAUCCGAGUCACGUUCAAGUAGUCGAUCACAAUCCGAGUCACGGUACGCUUAUACUCGUAAUUAAUGAAUUUAUAAGAUAUAUAUUAACUUUUGAGUUUAAAUUAAAUGAAUUAAAUUCGAAUUUCAGUACACGUAGUCGAACACAACCCGAGCCUCGGUAUGAUCCAAUAAUAUGAUUGCAAAGUUUUUAAAAAAUAACAAUAUCUCUUUUCUUAAAUAAUAUAAAAAAAGAUAACAUACUUUAACAUACGUAAACUCUGUACUCGAUCUUGUCUUCCUUUUUUUUUUUUUGUUCAGGUGCAUGUACUGUAUGGGUCUGUAUGGUGUGGUACAAUUGUAUUGUGUUAUGUUAUGUAUAUAUCAUAAUAUUUUUAAUUUUUGAAAAUAUAACCUUCAACUAAUGUUAAUAUUGAACUUAUUUUUCUAUAUCUUUUCUUACUUAUAAAUUUUUAAUAAUGCUUUGCUUAUACUAUUGACAUUUAAAAUGUUUACAGUUCACGUUGUGGAAGAAGCCGACAA
Messenger RNA from Vanessa tameamea, 898 nucleotides. RefSeq lists its product as uncharacterized. The transcript has 6 exons. Bases 205 to 555 code for a protein of 116 amino acids. Lineage: Eukaryota; Metazoa; Arthropoda; Insecta; Lepidoptera; Nymphalidae. The record is from RefSeq and is a predicted model, not a curated record.